Messenger RNA from Lindgomyces ingoldianus, 1422 nucleotides. RefSeq names its product cytochrome P450 monooxygenase-like protein. The annotation marks the transcript as partial. The transcript is spliced from 5 exons. Gene Ontology annotation, molecular function: oxidoreductase activity, acting on paired donors, with incorporation or reduction of molecular oxygen; monooxygenase activity; heme binding. NCBI's taxonomy places the organism in Eukaryota, Fungi, Ascomycota, Dothideomycetes, Pleosporales, Lindgomycetaceae. The record is from RefSeq and is a predicted model, not a curated record.
UAUCUGAUCUUCAGUCUCCUUCGAGCAGUAUACAACCUUACACUUCAUCCGGCAGCGAAAUUCCCAGGACCUAAGCUCCGUGGCGCGUUCUACUUCCCCACAUACUGGGAGGUAUGGACCGGAGACAUCGUGUUCAAUUGGCAUAGAAUGCAUGAAAAGUAUGGGCCAUUUGUCCGUAUCUCACCUCAUUGGAUUUCGAUCAUUCAUCCGGAUGCAUGGCGUGAUAUCUACGGGCAAACUGCAACAAAGAAGCUUAUCCCAAAAGAUCCGGAAAUAUACUUCACAAUGGGGAACGAUCAUAUCGCCGACAUCGCUGACCACACACGAAUUCGGCGACUGAUGAGUCAUGCCUUCUCCGAACAAGCUUUAAGAAGCCAAGACUCAAUUAUAAAUUUAUACAUCGACCUUUUAAUACAGCGCCUUCAAGAGAAAGCUGCAUCAAAUGCUCCCGUUGAUCUAGUCCGCUGGCUUAACUACACCACAUUCGACAUUACUGGUGAUCUCUGCUUUGGAGAGUCUUUCGGUGCACUAGAGAACCAGGAGGACCAUCCGUGGGUUGCAAACAUCUUCAAAGGGCUUAAGUUCGCGAGGAUGUUUCGAGUGUUGCGGGCAUACCCCUUAAUCGGACUUCCGAUUCUCUCCCUAUUGAAAAUGUUUCCCGCGCUUGCAAAGGCGAGACAGAAGCACGAGCAAUUUAGUAUUGACAAGACGAUGAGACGUCUAGAAAUGAAAACCGAUCGAAAGGACUUCAUGAGCUAUAUCCUGAAACAUAAUGACGAAAAGGGAAUGACAACGGCAGAAAUUAUGAAGACCAUGUCAAUCGUCAUAAUAGCCGGCAGUGAGACAUCAGCUACGCUUCUCAGCGGCGCGAUCUUCUACCUCCUAAAAAAUCCCGAGUGGAUGAGUAAACUUCAGGAAGAGAUACGAAUCACCUUUCGCGACGAAUCUGAGAUGACUUUCGCGGCACUCAGUCAACUUAAAAUCAUGAACGCCAUAAUCCAGGAAACUUUCCGAAUGUAUCCAUCCGUGCCAACGACCCUGCCUCGACUCACGACCAAGCAGGGUGCGGUUAUUAGUAACACCUAUAUUCCACCAAAUUGCAGUGUUGGAGUUGCACAAUAUCCUGCGUAUCGAUCAUCUCGUAACUUUACCGAUCCCGAUACGUAUGCUCCAGAGCGCUUCCUUGGAGAUCCAAAGUAUCAGAACGACAAUCUCUCCGUGAUACAGCCAUUCUCUGUUGGACCAAGAAAUUGCCUUGGCCAGGGUCUCGCUUAUGCGGAGAUACGUACCAUCUUAGCACGGUUGAUCUGGCAUUUCGAGAUGGAACUUGAGGAGAGCUCAGCGGAUUGGGCGGAUCAAAAGGUCUACAUCUUGUGGGAUAAGCAACCUCUAAUGGUCAAAUUAAAGCUACGAUCAGGUUGA